GGAAGAUGGACAGUACCGUUAAUACGACAGAUGAUCAUGUGACAAUGUUUGACUGGACUCAAACAGUGUUUGACUAUGGUGAUGCACCAACUCCAGAUGAUGAUCCCAAUUCCCAAGAAUUCAAUUCCCAUGUGGUACCAACACUCUAUUCUUUGGUGUUUACGUUUGGCCUUCUGGGCAAUGCACUCGUUGUGCUGAUCCUCAUCCUAUUCAAAAAACUCAAAAGCAUGACUGAUAUCUAUCUGCUCAAUUUAGCCAUUUCAGACUUACUUUUCAUAGUCUCGCUCCCAUUUUGGGCUUAUGCUGUUGGAAAUGAAUGGGUAUUUGGAAAUACGAUGUGCAAGAUUCUCUCAGCUGCUUAUGAUACUGGUUUCUACAGUGGAAGCUUUUUUAUAAUCCUUUUGACCAUCGACAGAUACUUGGCCAUUGUUCAUGCAGUGUUUGCCAUGAAAGCUAGAACAGCAGUCUAUGGCAUGCUCUCUAGUGGCUUCACAUGGGUGCUGGCCCUGUUUGCCUCUGUGCCGACAUUAAUGUUUUCCACUGUCCAAAAAAGGAAGGAGGGCUGGAGAUGCAGUCUUCUUAUGCAAGAGAAAAGCGCAUUGAAAGAAUUGUUGGUUUUCAUGAGGUUCAUAUUGGGCCUAGUCAUUCCAUGGCUCAUUAUGGUCUUCUGCUAUGUGCAAAUUCUCAUGAUUUUAAUGAAGAACAGGAAUGAUAAAAAACUGAAGGCUGUCAGGCUUAUUUUUGUGAUCAUGGUGGUUUAUUUCAUCUUCUGGGUGCCAUACAAUGUCACCUUGUUGCUGGUUACCUAUCAACAACCAUGUACCAGAGACUGUUAUGACCAUGUUGGUUUAGCAAUUCAAGUGACUGAAACAAUUGCUAUGACCCACUGUUGCAUCAACCCUGUGAUUUAUGCCUUUGUAGGGGAAAAAUUCAGGAAAUAUCUCUCUGUCUUGUUCCGAAAGUGCACAGUAUUUUGCCGCUGUAUACUCUGUUUAGGUGUUGGCCACCCUAGUUUAGAACGAUCUUUUUCCUCCAUGAGUACUUCAGAGCAUGACAUUUCCACUGGUUUGUGAAAUACUUUCUAAUUCUGGGUGGAUAUAUUAUACACCAUUCACAAUGGUCCAACUACUUGUAGCUGCAGUUCAAGACAUAACUGCACUUUCCACACUGAUUGAUCUCAGCAUAGUAUGAUAUUCUCUUCAAGUAGGGCUAUUAGCUAAUGGAUGUUAUCAAUGCAAUAAGGAAUGGCUUAAUAAAAAAGAACAAGAAA
Molecule: messenger RNA, 1270 nt
Organism: Heteronotia binoei (common prickly gecko)
Lineage: Eukaryota; Metazoa; Chordata; Lepidosauria; Squamata; Gekkonidae
Product: C-C chemokine receptor type 1-like
Exons: 1
Coding region: 6-1073 (355 amino acids)
Biological process (GO): immune response; chemotaxis; G protein-coupled receptor signaling pathway
Cellular component (GO): membrane; cytoplasm
Molecular function (GO): chemokine receptor activity
Source: RefSeq, a predicted model, not a curated record